AUGAGAGUUUAUAGUGUUGAUGAGAUCGAACAGAUGAUAGCUGAUGGCCAUACUAUAGUUAUCUAUGGCAAAUACGUACUCAAGCUGGACCAUUGGCUGGAAAAACACCCUGGUGGAGAUAAGGCUAUCCAUCAUUUUGUUGGACGUGAUGCAAUGGAUGAAAUGGACUCGUAUCAUUCACCAGAGACUAUUUCGCACUUCAAAAGGUUCAGUAUUGGUGUCAUCGAUCACCGUUGGAUCAACCUUUUACCUCCUAUUCAAGGUGGUAUCUACAGUACGCACAAGGAAAAAUUACAGACGGAUAAAUUGAUGUCAGGUGAAAUGAAGGUUACCAUCAAACCGAAGAUGCCCCAGGGAAUCAUCCCUAAAUCGGGCAUGUCCGAAUUGUGUCCAAUAGUACAGUCUUCUUCUACAAACCCUAUUAGAGAUCCAGAGGUAGUGGUCAAUAAUUUCGACAAUAGGUUGGUUCAAAAGGAUUUGGACAGUAUACCUUCAUUAGAUUAUGAUACCCAAUGGUUUAUCUCUCUGAAAUACAAUGAACUUCACGAUACCUUGGUUAAACAGGGUCUGUUUGACUGUCAAUACAUCGAAUACUUCAAACAAUUCUGCAUCAACUUUACAUUACUCAUGUAUGUUCUUAUUUUCUUCAAAACUGAACACUAUUUCCUUAGUGCUGUGUUUUUGGGCUUUUUCUGGCAGCAACUUGUCUUUGUAGCUCAUGAUGCAGGUCAUUUAGCUAUUACUCAUGAUUAUCAGAUCGAUAAUAUUAUCGGUACUAUCAUCGCAGACUGGAUUGGUGGUCUAUCUCUCGGCUGGUGGAAACGCAAUCACAAUGUCCAUCAUUUGGUAACCAACGAUCCAGUUCACGAUCCUGACAUUCAACAUCUUCCUUUCUUUUGCGUCAGUUCAAGACUCUUUGGUAAUCUCUUCUCUACUUACUAUGAGAGAUUUCUUUGGUUUGAUAGGUUUGCGCAAAAACUCAUUCCAAUUCAAAGCUAUCUGUACUAUCCAAUUCUCAGCUUUGGAAGAUUUAACUUGUAUAGACUUUCACUCGAGUAUUUGAUCAAGGGUCAGGGUCCAAGAAAGGGUAAAGGUGCUUGGUUUAGAUGGUUUGAAUUUGCUGGACUUUUCUUCUUCUGCUAUUGGUUCUUCUACUUGGUCUGUGGUGCACUACCUUCCAGAUGGGCCAAAUUUCAAUAUAUUAUGGUGUCGCAUAUUUCCACUAUGAUUGUUCACGUUCAGAUUACUCUUUCUCACUUUGCCAUGUCUACUUCUGAUCUCGGCACUUCAGAGACAUUUGCAUCACGUCAAUUACGUACUAGUAUGGAUGUUAGUUGUCCUGAAUGGUUUGAUUUCUUUCAUGGAGGUUUGCAGUACCAGGCCAUUCACCAUUUAUUCCCUAGAUUGCCUCGUCAUAACCUUAGAAAGGCCCAGAAAUACGUCUUAAACUUUUGUGAAGAAACAGGCCUCAAGUAUUCGAUAUAUGGGUUUGUUCACGGAAACGAAAAGGUGCUUUUGAAGAUGGACGACGUGGGAAAGCAGGUGAGUAUAUUCAGGGACUGUCUAAAGAGCAUGAAAAUGGAAGACAUUGAGGGAAGAAACAUUUAUGAGAAGAAGGUUGCUCAGGUGGGCAGCUAG
Messenger RNA from Brettanomyces nanus, 1638 nucleotides. RefSeq lists its product as uncharacterized. Bases 1 to 1638 code for a protein of 545 amino acids. The record is from RefSeq and is a predicted model, not a curated record. The transcript has a single exon. Lineage: Eukaryota; Fungi; Ascomycota; Pichiomycetes; Pichiales; Pichiaceae. Gene Ontology annotation, molecular function: oxidoreductase activity, acting on paired donors, with oxidation of a pair of donors resulting in the reduction of molecular oxygen to two molecules of water. Gene Ontology annotation, cellular component: membrane. Gene Ontology annotation, biological process: lipid metabolic process.